Paramuricea clavata is the source of this 387-nucleotide messenger RNA. The record is from the annotation of a GenBank genome assembly. Lineage: Eukaryota; Metazoa; Cnidaria; Anthozoa; Malacalcyonacea; Plexauridae.
AUGGUCGACAUUGAGGAUUUACAAAUCCAAUUUCAAAUGUUGCUGUGUCAAGCGAGCAUGGAUGUUGUAAAACCAAUAGCCGAACGUCUCAGCAUUGAGAGGGCAAACUGGAAAGAGAAAAAAAAUCCCAAAUGGUGGGUUUAUUGUGUAAAUUUGUGGACGGUGAACUUGAUAAAAAAAGAAACAGAUACGCAGCGUGUACAAAUGCUCCAAGACUUAAUCGGACGUUGCAAGGAGAUGAUUGUUCAAGAAUCUGGGGCCUGGGACGAUACAGCAGAAAAAGAAGUAGAAGCAGUUGAGGGUAAAAUUAAAGAACUAGAGGAAGCAAAAGCAAAAUUAGAAAAAGAAGCAGAAAUACUGCAGAAAACUGUUCAUAUUUUGGCUUAA